Paramecium octaurelia is the source of this 1498-nucleotide messenger RNA. Lineage: Eukaryota; Ciliophora; Oligohymenophorea; Peniculida; Parameciidae. The record is from the annotation of a GenBank genome assembly.
AUGAAUUAAGUCUGUUCAUAUAAAUAUUGCACGAGCAAGACAGUUCUAGAAUUGGGAUACAUUUGUUCUGCCUGUUAAAUUAUGAAAUAUUGCUCUUAAAAAUGCAAGGAUAAUGAUUGGUAGAUAGUGUAAUUUAUUAAAGGACUUUGUCUCAUAAGAACAAUUGCAGACUUUACCUACCAAAGUCAAAGACAGAACUCAACGACUCAGCUUCAACAUUAAAAUCGAUUAGAAGGUCAGCUGAAGAUUUUGAAAUCAUCAUCAAGGAUAAUAAGAUGGAAUUGGGAAAAGGCAGUUAUGGGUGUGUUAAACUUGUCAAGGAUCGCUAGAAUGGAUAAAUGUAUGCUAUGAAAGUGGUAAUAAUGGUUAUUAAGUUUAAGAUGAAUAAAAAGUAAAUAUUUGAGUAUUGUUCUGUUGAAAAUCUUAAAAGAGAGAUUAAAAUCUAAAGAAGACUAUAGCAUCCUCACAUCACUAAGUUAUUUCAUUAUUUUGAAGAUAAAGAGAAUGUAUUUCUUAUAUUAGAAUUAGCAGGUAUCUUAAAUCUGAUAUAUUUUAAGAAAAUGGCAGUUUAUUCAGCUAUAUUAGAAAAAGAAGAAGACUCCCAGAAAAUGAAGCUUUUGUAUAUUUCUUUUAGACUUGCUUAGGAAUUGAUUAUUUGCAUAAGAAGAACAUAAUCCACAGAGAUUUAAAACCAGAAAAUUUAUUAUUAGAUAAAUCAGGCAAUAUAAAGGUUUGUGAUUUUGGAUGGUCAGCUGAAACAACUUAGAAUGGUGUAAGAAGAACCUUCUGUGGAACCCUUGAUUACAUGGCUCCUGAAAUGCUAACCAAUUAACCAUAUAGUUUUAGUUUAGACAUUUGGUGUUUAGGAAUUUUAUUAUACGAAUUAAUACAUGGUUAUGCACCAUUUAAAGGAAGGACUGAAAACGAAAAAUGCAAUAAUAUCGUUAAAAUGGCAACUAUCGAUUAUGAUCCAACAUUGUCUACUGAAGCUAAAUAAUUAAUUCAAGGAAUUUUAAAAUACAACCCUGCUGAAAGGCUUUCAAUGAACUAAAUAUUCGAUCAUGUUUGGCUGAAAAAGCACUACAAGAGUUACGGUAUUGACUUAAGAUCAUAUAUGUAUAAAGAGGAAAAAUAGAAUGAUUUGUCUAGUAGAUCUAUUUCACCCCAAAAUGAGGACAUUAUGAGUAGAUCAUUUAUUAAAAAUACAAAUUAGAAUAGUAAUUGUGAUUUAAAAACUUUAUCAAAAUCAUCCAAUUACCCGAACUAGUAAAAUGUUAAUAAUAAUUGUAAAUCCACAGCUUGUUCUAAUUACAAUUAUGAAGAUGAUUUUAAAACUAGAGUUAGUCGAGUUUCCCAAAGGUAGUAAAUGGCCCAGGGAUUAAGAGAAAUAUAAGGGCCUUAAUAGAGAUAAGAGGAAUUGGGAUUUAUGGAUAAGGUAUUUUCUGCUUUUGGGUGUUUGAGCAGAGAUAAACAAUAAUCAUAAUCUCAUAAUUAUUGA